GGUGUGAUAUGGGGUUUUUGUCGAUGUACGGCAUUCGGGAUUUAAACAGCUUCUACCAGUUUAAAGAACCAACUUUUACGUCAAAUCACAUAUUCUGGGACCCGCUGCUGACAGCCGAUGAGAUGUUGUGCUCUCGAAAGGAGAUGCUGGAGACUGUACGUGUGGGAACAGAUAUCGAGGAGGCUCCAAUACGUGCACGCCACUCUUUUAUGGCAAUGCAAUUGAAUUCGACAGGUGCGCAACUACCUGGCAUGAAAGCAGAAUUCAGACUGCGAUACAGAUUUGAACGUGGUUUCGCUGUUCCCGGUUUGCAGUCAAAUCCUACAAACUGCCAUUUCAUAUACACUCCAUCGCUUCCAAUCUGGAUGCGAAACAAUGCAGCGAUUCGGCACAUGACUUCCACGGCCAGGCUCCACAGAAGUGGUUGGACAAAUUCUCCAUUCUAUCCUCUACCAUAUCCCUCAAACAUUACUUGUGUCUAUAUGUUUCUGCCCGAACAUAUCAGCUCAAGUGGAAAUACUUCUGCGAUUCGUCUGUCAUUUGGACAUUUUGAAUUGACUUCCGUCGAAUCCUUUCCAACCAGCGAGACAAGCCCAUUGGAUGGACGACCCCAGUGUAAUCGGGAUUUUUUAGAGGUUGUUGCCAUCCGGGGGGAAAUUACUUCCAUUGUCCUUAAUCAACUGGUCAGUCAACCGGCACCCAACUUGCCUGCACGCACGCGACAUUGGGAGCACUCUUGGCGAAACUAUUGGAACACGAUGAAUAGGGGAUUGCAAUCACUGUCUGGAGGGCAGCGAUCCUUUAUUGACCCUAUCGCAGCAUACUGUGGAACAAACAUUCCUGGCCCAGUUCUUUCCGAUCCCGGUGUCACUGCAUUUCUGGUGCGAUUUCACAGCGGACGAAAUGCCAAGCAUGGAGGAUUUACUUUAAAGUACGAAUUUGUGGAGCACCACAAGGGAGAAUGUGGCGGAAACAUCGGCUCAUUUCUUCAUGGUGGUGUAAUAGAAUCGCCCAAACAUCCUCAACCAUAUCCGCACAAUCUGGACUGUCGAUGGCAACUCCAAAUCAGCAACCCGGAAAAUGUUAUACAGUUGCAUUUUGAUGCGUUCUACUUAUCAGCCAAUAUAGGAAACUGCUCUCAAGCUGUGUUGCGAAUCUAUACCGGUGCUGCUACGGACCAUCUGGCAGAGCUUUGCACUAAUCAAACAGCAAUGACUCCGUUGUUGUUACCUGGUGCAUCUGUCACAAUUCGUUUUACAGCUUUAAGGAACGAUGAAAAAGCCACCGGGUUUCGGAUCAUCUGGACGGAAAUUUUCCCUGCGCUUAAAGAUGGUACCUGUGAGGGCUUUCAAUGUGCGCACUCAAAGCAUUGCAUUUCCAAACAUUUGGUCUGCGACGGCACCCCUAAUUGCGGUGUGUAUAGUAAAGCCAAUAGGCUCGACCCUGAUGAUUCGGACGAGAAUGCCAACUGCAAUUUUUCGUCAGGCGCCGGCGCAAUCACCUACAAUUUCGUGCACAUCUCGGUUGGAGUCAUCAUGACGUUUGUGCUGUUGUUUGUCCUCAUAGGCAUUGUUUACUACCGCGAACGUAAGCGAAGACGGAUGCAUAUGGAUCCACUGGCUGAACUAACAGGCUCCAAACAUUCCCUUGCACCAAGUCAGGCAAGCAAUAAAUCAUAUCAUCGACAAAGUCAUCCUCGAAAAUGUGACACAGGUCACGCUCACAUACACUCACGACAAAAUUCCCGUACUCAUCUGUCCAUGGACAACAGUAGGACAAGUGUAUAUUCCUCUACGUAUCGGUCGUCUAAGCGACAUCCACGAAGCCAAGACCGACGCACAAACCACAUCGUCCCGCGCUCAAAUCUGAUACCUAGCCAUAAUUGCACAUCUAGGUAUCAGCUGAUACCCAUUCACAAUUUACCAAAACAAAGUUCACAUCAUUCCCCAGGCAGACAUCGAAGUAAGAGCCCCUGUCGCAUGACGCAUGGUCAUUCAUGUACACUCAGACGAACUGGAAGCCACCGCAGUGGUUCCUCACGCAGUGGUCGGAUGAGUCAUGGCGCGACAUCAUGUGUAUUAUCAGGUGACAAUGAUAGCGGGCAUCUGACGAGAGAACGAAUGCAGACGAUUUCGAUUGUCUAGGUUGCUAAUUGAUUAAACUUACCCACACAAUCACUCGGUACACUGUACAGGCUGCAAUGGAUGGAAUACGCUCAGAAAACACUAAGAGCGUCCGUUUGUUAUCAACCAUUAUGAACAUAGGCAAAGCUCAAUCACAUUCCGUUUAUGUGUGAUAAUCAUUUAGGUUGGUAUGAAAUUACAUACUACC
Dicrocoelium dendriticum is the source of this 2331-nucleotide messenger RNA. The record is from the annotation of a GenBank genome assembly. Lineage: Eukaryota; Metazoa; Platyhelminthes; Trematoda; Plagiorchiida; Dicrocoeliidae.